ACCGGGGUGGCCUUGUUCCGAGGUCACCUUCCCGUGUGACUCCUGUCCCGUCGCGGUGGGACGCGCUUGACCGAGUCGCUAUCUCGCUCUCCCUUGUCUUUGGAACCCGGCCGGUCUCCUGCGGUUGGAUGCGCUCGGCGCUCCCCGCCGCCUGGCCGUGGUUGGAUGCGCUCGGCGUUCCCCGCCCGCCUGCCGCGGUUGGAUGUACUCCGCGCUCCCCGCCUAGUCUUCCAAUAGUUGGACGCCCUCGGCGCUCGGCGGUCUGCUUGUCUGCGCACGCGCGCGCGCAUGCACGCACGCACGCACGCACGGUGGCACGCUCGCCUCUACGCCCCUCGCUUCCGGUCGCGGCGGCCUCCGCGCCGCCGGUCAAGACCGACCGCCGGGUACCGGAGGGGCAUGCGGCGCUGAGGAGGGGCGGACCCUGCGGCGGCGCCAUGAACCUCCUGCCGUGUAACCCGCAUGGCAACGGGCUGCUGUACGCCGGCUUCAACCAGGACCACGGAUGCUUUGCGUGUGGGAUGGAGAAUGGAUUUCGAGUCUACAACACUGAUCCACUCAAAGAGAAGGAGAAACAAGAAUUUUUAGAAGGAGGAGUUGGCCAUGUGGAAAUGUUAUUUCGCUGCAACUAUUUAGCUUUAGUUGGUGGUGGAAAAAAGCCAAAAUACCCUCCCAACAAAGUGAUGAUCUGGGAUGACCUGAAGAAGAAGACCGUCAUCGAGAUAGAGUUCUCCACCGAGGUCAAGGCUGUCAAGUUGCGGCGAGAUCGGAUCGUGGUGGUCCUGGACUCCAUGAUCAAGGUGUUCACCUUCACGCACAAUCCCCACCAGCUGCACGUCUUUGAGACCUGCUAUAACCCUAAAGGCCUCUGUGUCCUGUGUCCCAACAGUAAUAAUUCCCUUUUGGCCUUCCCGGGUACCCACACCGGCCAUGUGCAGCUCGUGGACCUGGCCAGCACUGAGAAGCCGCCCGUGGACAUCCCCGCCCAUGAGGGUGUCCUGAGCUGUGUUGCUCUCAAUCUGCAGGGCACAAGAAUCGCAACUGCAUCUGAAAAAGGGACCCUUAUAAGAAUAUUUGAUACUUCAUCAGGGCACCUGAUCCAGGAGCUGCGGAGAGGAUCCCAAGCGGCUAACAUCUACUGCAUCAACUUCAAUCAGGAUGCUUCUCUCAUCUGUGUGUCCAGUGACCACGGCACAGUGCACAUUUUUGCAGCUGAAGAUCCAAAGCGGAAUAAACAGUCCAGUUUGGCAUCAGCCAGUUUCCUCCCCAAAUACUUCAGUUCCAAAUGGAGUUUCUCCAAGUUUCAGGUCCCCUCAGGCUCUCCAUGCAUUUGUGCCUUUGGAACAGAGCCGAAUGCGGUCAUUGCAAUCUGUGCCGAUGGCAGCUACUACAAGUUCCUGUUCAACCCCAAGGGCGAGUGCAUCCGGGAUGUGUACGCGCAGUUCCUGGAAAUGACUGAUGACAAGCUGUGACUUCGCCAUGAGCAGGCUGCGCUUGCUGCCUAGUGCCCCGGUCUCCUGGGGCUGGUGCCCGUGCCCCGGAGCCUCAUGGGAACGGGGCUGGAGGACUGCCCAGGACCUCAGUCUUGAAGCCAUACGUGGUUCUCUGCCUUCCUGAGAAGGGCCUCCCAUUUCCCGUAUUAAAGAGAAUGCUCAUCACCACACCUGGACAUGCAGUGGCUCUGGGCAGCCCACACUCGCCUGCCAGCCACUGCCCUUUAGCUCAGCUGUGACCUUCGCUAGCUCCAGCACAUCCUCUAUUGAUGGGCUCCAUCCCAGCCUAGGGACAGGGCUGCCCAGGAGGGGCACAUUGAGGUCUGUUCCUGUGACAGAUGUGUUGUUUCUCUGAGAAGCAGCCCAGUGUGUGGUCAGCAGUGCGUCACCACCUGAAGCCCGCGCCUGCAGUCCUGGCGCUCUGGCACAUCUCCCUCGGGAGCAGUCUGCUCUGUGCCUCCAGGGGCUGUGCCCACCCUGUCGGAGCCAUCAGGGUGAGGCAGACACCCACCCUCCUGCACAGAGCUGUGUCCUUACCUGGGGGAGGGGCUGUGGUGCUUCCCUACCAUCUGUGGGCACAGCAGCAUAGUCUCCGGAGUGGUCCGUGGAGGGCACCGCUGCUGUGGGCAGCAGCACCCGCGGGCCCCGUGGGUCCUGCGGGUGUGGAGGGAGAUGCCUCCGCCGUCCCGCCCACUCCCCUCUCCUGCCACCCCCCACCCCCCCCAGCACUUGUGAGUAGCUGCACACUAACCUGGGAGCCAAAGGCUCUUGCCGUUUUUAACACUUGGUGACUGCGAUAGGUCGUGGGCUCCACACUGUGCUGUUGAGCUAUAUGUUAUUUUCUUAAAUUCCUGUUAGAGGAGCUUACUUCUGUGGUUUUGAUUUUAGGUUGCAAACUUUUAAAAUCUGCAUAGCGGCAAGUUACUGUUUUGCCGGUUCCUUUGCUGUCCUGUGGUCCGCUGUCUGUGAGUUCCCAUGUCAAGUAUGCAUGUUACCUAUGUGUGUUUAAUCAUGAACUUUAAUUUUGCACACUUAUUUGUACGGUUUCUUUAAAUAAAAGUGACUAAUUUUGUUGUA
Molecule: messenger RNA, 2570 nt
Organism: Sciurus carolinensis (gray squirrel)
Lineage: Eukaryota; Metazoa; Chordata; Mammalia; Rodentia; Sciuridae
Gene: Wdr45b
Product: WD repeat domain 45B
Exons: 10
Coding region: 129-1472 (447 amino acids)
Biological process (GO): protein lipidation; protein localization to phagophore assembly site; nucleophagy
Cellular component (GO): cytosol; phagophore assembly site membrane; extrinsic component of membrane
Molecular function (GO): phosphatidylinositol-3-phosphate binding; phosphatidylinositol-3,5-bisphosphate binding; protein binding
Source: RefSeq, a predicted model, not a curated record